Helianthus annuus (common sunflower) is the source of this 3056-nucleotide messenger RNA. Its product is annotated as G-type lectin S-receptor-like serine/threonine-protein kinase B120. Gene Ontology annotation, biological process: recognition of pollen; protein phosphorylation. Lineage: Eukaryota; Viridiplantae; Streptophyta; Magnoliopsida; Asterales; Asteraceae. Gene Ontology annotation, molecular function: ATP binding; protein serine/threonine kinase activity. The record is from RefSeq and is a predicted model, not a curated record. The coding region runs from base 239 to 2806 and encodes 855 amino acids. The transcript has 8 exons.
GUAUAUAAAAUAUGAAUUAUUAUGUUGAAAAGAUUCUUCAUCUGUGGCAUUUGGUGGAGUUGAAUCAUUAUGCUUCUAGUCAAUUAUUUCAACCUCCCUCCACCAUUCAAAUCCAUUGAAUUCCCAAUGGGAAACUUCCAAUGCUUACAUUUCCCUUUAUUCUGCUUCAAUCCACCAAACACCCACUUGCAAUUCAUGUAAUCCCAUCAACUUCACCAUACUUUUCUUCAAUCACAACAUGGGUUUUAUCACCAAAACCCUAACAAACCUGCACAUCAUCACCAUCAUCCUUCUUCUUCACUCAUCCCGUGUAUUCCCACAAUCAACCACCAGCAGACUUGAUCAAGAUCAGGUGCUUAGAGAUGGGGAAAUACUUGUUUCCCCUCAGCAGAUCUUCGAGCUUGGAUUCUUUAGCCCCAGGAAUUCGAGUUCGAGAUAUGUUGGAAUAUGGUAUUACGGUAUGCAGAACAGAACAGUGGUCUGGGUAGCCAACAGAGACAAUCCAAUACCCGACAAUUCGGGUGUUUUCGGCAUCAGAAACAGAAGUUUGAUUGUUUCGGAUGGAAACAGUCAAGUUUACUGGUCAAGCGACAGUUCUGCAGCUAGAAAUGAUUUGAAUUUAUCUAACUUGACAAUGAUGCUUGUGGACUCUGGAAAUUUGAUCCUUUCGACGGUUGAAAACGCGGGUAGGGAAGAAGACGCGAUAUGGCGAAGCUGUGAUCAUCCGACGGAUACUUUUCUACCGAAUUUGCGAGUUUAUUUGAAUAUUACUGAGGGAAUUAGUCAACAGUUUGUCUCGUGGAGGACUGCAAAUGAUCCUGCAAAAGGGAAUUACUCAAUGGGCGUUGAUCCGAGAGGUUCGCCUCAAGUUGUGGUGUGGGAUGAUCGAUCAAACAGGAGGUUAUGGCGAUCGGGUCAUUGGAAUAAUCAGAUAUUCAUAGGGGUUCCGCGGAUGAGAUCUUUGUUACUGUUUGGCUUUAGAUUAGUUAAUGUGGAUGAUGGGCUUGUGUAUUUCACUUUUGAAAAUCCGAAUAGUGGGCCCUUAAUGAGAUUCUUGAUCCAGUGGAAUGGAGCUGUGCAACAGAUGAUAUACAAUCAAACAAUAUCGAGAUGGACUCCGAUGGUGUCGCUGCCUUCGAAUGGCUGCGAAGAGUAUAACAAAUGUGGGAAUUUUGGGAUCUGUCGACCGAGUACUGCGCCAUCUCAGCUGUGUAGUUGUAUGAGAGGAUUUGAUCCAAAUCCGAGAUUCCAAGAUCAGCGGAAUAGUGGAAACUGGUCUGGCGGGUGUGUUAGAAGAACUGGAUUAGAAUGCAGUGCUAAUGGUAGCACGAGUGAUGGAUUUGUAGAGCGAAUGGGGGUUAAACUGCCGGAUUUUGCUGACCGGAUAGCAGGAGACCGUGGCGAGUGUGAAAAUGGAUGUUUGCAGAAUUGUUCUUGUAUGGGGUAUGCUUUUGUUGAGGGGAUCGGGUGUUUGAUAUGGGGUGAUGAGUUGAUUGAUGUUGAGGAGUUUGAGCAAGGCGGUGAAACGCUUUUCAUUCGUGUCGCGGAUUCAGAUUUGGUUUCAGGAAGUAAUGGAGGUGUAUCUAAAACCACAGUCAUUGCAGUAUCUGUAACCGGUGCGGUUGUUAUUGGUGUACUUGCGUUGUUGCUAUGGAAGUACAGGAAUAAAGUCAAAGCAUGUCAAAUACCAUGUGGAGGAAAGAAGAACGGGCCUCUGGUUUCAGAGGUGUUCAAUGGUCAAGAUAUUUCUGUGGAAGCUUCAGAACAACUCGAACGUGAAAUGAAAGAAUGUGAUGGGCCCCCAUUGCCUGUGUUCAGUUCCCAUGCAUUAGAGGUCGCCACGGACGGUUAUGCAAACAAGAACAAACUUGGGCAAGGUGGUUUUGGCCCGGUUCACAAGGGAAUCUUGCCAGGAGGUCAAGAAAUUGCUGUAAAACGGCUAGCGAAAUCUUCAGGGCAAGGAUUAGAGGAAUUCAAGAACGAGAUGAUUCUGAUUGCAAAACUGCAGCAUCGAAAUCUGGUUAGAUUGUUGGGAUAUUGCAUCGAAGGGGAAGAAAGAAUGCUCGUUUAUGAAUACAUGCCGAAUAAAAGCCUUGAUUCGUUUCUUUUUGACUCGGUGAAGAAAGUAGAAUUAGAUUGGAAAACACGAUUCAAGAUCAUUGAAGGCAUUGCAAGAGGUUUGCUUUACCUCCAUCGGGAUUCUAGGCUUCGAAUCAUUCAUCGUGAUUUAAAAGUUAGCAACAUUUUGCUUGACGAAGAGAUGAACCCGAAGAUUUCAGAUUUUGGAAUGGCUAGAAUAUUUGGGGGGAACCAAAAUGAAGCGAAUACGAAUAGAGUUGUGGGAACUUACGGUUAUAUGUCACCAGAGUAUGCAAUGGAAGGUCUCUUUUCUGUAAAAUCUGAUGUUUAUAGCUUCGGCGUUUUGCUUCUAGAAAUCAUUAGUGGUCACAGGAAUAAUAGCUUCCGGUCUGAGGAUUCUACAAAUCUAAUUCGACAUGCAUGGAAGCUAUGGAAGGAAGGGAAACCCGAGGAACUGAUCGACCCGUUGAUUCUAGAUUCCUGUAACAGAACCGAAGCACUGCAAUGCAUCCAUGUGGCAAUGUUAUGCGUACAAUCAUCAGCCGUUCAAAGGCCAACUAUGUCAUCAGUGGUUUUCAUGUUGGAGGGUGAAAACACGAGCCUUCCUCAACCAAACGAACUUGAUCUCACUUCAUUAAGUUCAGCAGAAAUGGAUUUGAUCAUGGAAGGUCGUGAAAUAAAUGUAUCGUCGAAUGAUGUCACGAUUACAGAAGUUUCUGGGAGGUAAUGAUCAAAUGUUAAUAAAAAAAUACCGAAAACAUGUAAUGUGGAUUACAUUUUUGUUUCGUUUUUUCGGUUUCUUGUUUUUCUAAGGCCGUGAGUGAUGGUGCACGAGGAGGAACUGACCAUGUGCCCGGCCUCAUGCUUUCGAAUGAUUGCGUGUUGUACAUAUGUUGUAGAUUCUUGAUGUUUUUUGGAAGAUGCAGUUACAAUGCUUUGUAAAUCAGGAAAGCAGAAGGCUUAGUUUGUAUUAAUCA